GAAACUCUUGACUUUGCCACAUAUGGUUAAGUAACUUUCCAUGUUUUCACAUUUGCUUGAAAUCUAUAUAUAUACACCCACCCCACUUCCAUAUGGUUCUACACAACUACUACACAAUAUUAUUACAUAUAGCCUAAGACAACAAUGAAGCUCUUCUUUUGCCGUCUUUUCAUUGUUGUUCUUCUUCUUCUUCUCCAAUACUAUUCAUUUCCGGCCGCCGCUCAAGAAGUUGAAAAUGAAAGAGAGUUUGAUUAUAACCACCAUGGAGAGAUUGGACCUCAUCGAUGGGGAGAAAUUAAACCCGAAUGGAGUGCAUGCAAUCACGGAUCGAUGCAAUCACCCAUUGAUCUCUUGAAUGAGAGAGUUGAAGUUGUUUCUCAUUUAGGGAGAAUCCACAGAGAAUACAAGCCUUCCAACGCUACCAUAAAAAACAGAGGCCAUGAUAUUAUGUUGAAAUGGGUAGAUGGAGCAGGAACUCUUGAAAUAAAUGGAACUGAAUACGUACUCCAACAGUGCCACUGGCAUUCACCAUCUGAGCAUACCAUCGACGGCAAGAGUUUUGAUUUAGAAGCUCACCUGGUUCAUGAGAGCAAAGAUGGCAAGGUUGCCGUAAUUGGGAUCAUGUACACAAUCGGAAGGCCUGAUACUUUCUUGUCAUCUAUCAUCGAUCAUUUAUCAGUGGUUACUGAUAACGAAGAUGAGGAGAAGGUAAUAGGUGAGGUUAACCCAAGAGAUAUAAAGUUUGGAAGCAGAAAGUAUUACAGAUACAUUGGCUCUCUCACAAUCCCUCCUUGUACUGAAAAUGUUAUCUGGACCAUGGUUAGAAAGGUGAGGACAGUGACUAGAGAACAAGUGAAAUUGCUUCGUGUAGCUGUUCACGAUGAGUCAGAUACAAAUGCAAGACCACUACAGCCUAUAAACAAGCGUUCAGUGCAGCUUUAUAGGCCAAGGGAAAACGAGAAGAAUAGAAAGCUAUUAUAAUUUAAAAAAGAAUAUGUCGCAGAGAUCUCUUAUAAUUAGAUUAAUAUUACUUAUAUAGUUAUAUACAUGGUCUGUCCAAGAAGACUAUUAGCAAGUCUUCUUCAGUGUCCCAUGUAUUUUGUCAGUCACACAUGGUCUCAGAUUCUCCUUCUGGGUGUUUCUCUAUCAUGUACUUCUAUAACUAGUUUCUAUUGUUGUCCAGUACACUGUGUACUGCUUGUUAUCAUGCAUGUAAUGAGUACGAAAUUUAUUCCAGAUUCAUAUUAAAUAAGUACUCUACAUUAAUUCGAAUUUACUAAAUGCAGUGCUAAUGGAAAACAUAAAAGUUAAAGAUA
Molecule: messenger RNA, 1316 nt
Organism: Tripterygium wilfordii
Lineage: Eukaryota; Viridiplantae; Streptophyta; Magnoliopsida; Celastrales; Celastraceae
Product: alpha carbonic anhydrase 7-like
Exons: 7
Coding region: 145-981 (278 amino acids)
Molecular function (GO): carbonate dehydratase activity; zinc ion binding
Source: RefSeq, a predicted model, not a curated record